AUGGACCAGAUCCCACUCAACCAUGAGGCCUCGGCCGGCGACACGCACAAGCAGACGACAGCCACGCUGCCCGGCGAGGUGGUGCAGUGCCUCGAGAAUGCGCGCUUCCUGCACCUGGCGACGUGCACCGACAACGUCCCCCACGUCUCGCUCAUGAGCUACACCUACCUGCCCGAGUCACCCUUUUCCCAGGACCCCGUCAUCGUCAUGACCACCAACGCCGCCAGCAAGAAGACCAACAACCUGCUGGCCAACCCGGCCGUCUCGCUGCUCGUACACGACUGGGUUUCGCACCGCCCUCCCAACGCCCGCCGCAUGUCGGGCGGCUCGCCCGGCCCCGAGCACCGCUCCAGCCUCGCCAACCUGCUCCUGAACCUCAACACGUCUUCAAUCUCGUCCAUCUCGGCCACCAUCAACGGCUCUGCCCGCCUGGCCGACGCCGGCUCCGACGAGGAGAGGUACUACCGCCAGCAGCACCUCGAGAACAACACGUUCGACGCAGACGCCGGUGGUGUUGCCUCGUCACUUUUUGCCGCCGCCAACGGCGCCGCGCCUGAUGCCGACUCUGCCGCCAGACCUUCCUUUGUCGACGGCGAGGACGUCCGGGUUGUCGUCGUCGCCAUCAAGGACGUGCGCAUCAGCGACUGGAAGGGUGCCGUGAGGGACUGGGUGCUGCUACCUGCCGAGGAGCCGAGGUUAAACGGGGUGAGGUAG
This is a messenger RNA of Gaeumannomyces tritici R3-111a-1, 714 nucleotides long. RefSeq lists its product as hypothetical. The transcript is spliced from 2 exons. Gene Ontology annotation, cellular component: nucleus; cytoplasm. The record is from RefSeq and is a predicted model, not a curated record. The coding region runs from base 1 to 714 and encodes 237 amino acids. NCBI's taxonomy places the organism in Eukaryota, Fungi, Ascomycota, Sordariomycetes, Magnaporthales, Magnaporthaceae.